CCCACCGCGCCAGAUUCCACCUUACUCCACUUUGACUCCCCCCACAAAACCCCAAACCUCCAUUGGAUACUCACUCCACCCACUCUGUCACAUACUCCACCCAAAAAGCGCGCGAACCGAAGCGACGAAAUGCCAGAGCUACCGGAGGUGGAGGCGGCCCGGAGGGCCAUAGAGGAAAACUGCCUGGGGAAGAAGAUAACUAAAGCGCUCAUCGCCGAUGACCCCAAAGUCAUCGACGGAGUCUCUCGCGCCGACUUCGAGGCGUCGCUCUUGGGAAAGACCAUCGUCUCUGCUCACCGCAAGGGCAAGAACUUGUGGCUCCGCCUCGACUCUCCUCCUUUCCCUUCCUUCCAAUUCGGGAUGGCGGGUGCUAUAUAUAUUAAAGGGGUCGCGGUCACGAAGUAUAAGAGGUCUGCUGUAAAGGACACUGAUGAGUGGCCUUCCAAGUAUUCCAAGUUAUUUGUUGAACUGGAUGAUGGUCUGGAGUUCUCUUUCACUGACAAGAGGCGAUUUGCUAGAGUCCGCUUGCUCAAAGAUCCAGCAUCUGUGCCCCCCAUAUCUGAGCUCGGGCCUGAUGCUCUCUUGGAGCCUAUGACAGGGGAUGAACUUUUUGAAUCCUUGAGCAAGAAGAAAAUUGCAAUUAAGACUCUAUUGCUUGAUCAGAGUUACAUUUCAGGAAUUGGAAAUUGGGUUGCUGAUGAAGUACUAUAUCAAGAAGAAAGAACAUGCACUUCGCUGACCUCCAUUAGCCAGGGUUUAUGGCUUUGUGCAAUUCCAUUAUUUUUUCCAGGGGAUUGGAAAUAUGCUCAAUUGAAUUCCUUUUAUAUGAUACGUAAAGAAACUUCUAAUUUACACCUGGCAAGAAUUCAUCCAGAGCAAAGUGCUGCCAGCUUGUCGAAAGAAAAUUAUGGAAAUUUGCACAAGAGCAUCAAAGAGGUUAUCGAAAAAUCACUUGAAGUUGGGGCAGAUAGUAGUCAAUUUCCAAGUAAUUGGAUUUUUCAUUCCCGUGAAAAGAAGCCUGGAAAGGCUUUUGUUGAUGGGAGGAAAAUUGACUUUAUCACAGUUGGUAGCAGGACUACAGCGUAUGUACCAGAGCUUCAGAAGUUAAGUGGACAGCAAGCUGCCAGAGCAGGGAGUAAACAAGCUAACAAGAGAAAAGGGCAUGGUGAUGGUGUCAAUGAUGAUGUUAAUGAAGCAGCAAGUGAUGAAGAAGUUAAUGGAAGUGUGCAGUCGAAGAAAGGGAGGAAGCCUAGAGGUCAAGGUAAGAGGUCAUCAGUGAAAAGAAAAUCUAAAGAGAGUGAUGAUGAAGACAAUGCCAAUGACAGUGAGGAUGAUGACGAUGAUGACAAUGAUGAUCAUCAUGAUGAAGAUCAAAAGAAUAAAACAAGAAAAGUGACCAAUAAUAAGCAAUCCAAGGUAGAGAAGACAUCAAAGAAAACAGUCCAGACCAGUCAGAAUAGUAAGAAGAUGAAGAAAGCAAAAUAGGUAGCUACUGAGAUAUAUUCAACACCUAUGAUGCAAAGUCCAGCUCUUUUUGGAAGUACAGGAUGAUGGGCGUACAAGGGGAUUCAGUUUUUGUAACUAACUCUACCCAGCGGAUUCAGUUUUUGUAGCUAGCUCUAGCCAGUAGUAAGCCUUUUUUUAUCAUGAAAUUGGCCAGUGCUAAUUAUGUGGUUAUACUAAUGACUUCCAUUAUGUAUUA
Molecule: messenger RNA, 1702 nt
Organism: Prunus avium (sweet cherry)
Lineage: Eukaryota; Viridiplantae; Streptophyta; Magnoliopsida; Rosales; Rosaceae
Gene: MMH-1
Product: MUTM homolog-1
Biological process (GO): base-excision repair
Cellular component (GO): nucleus
Molecular function (GO): zinc ion binding; oxidized purine nucleobase lesion DNA N-glycosylase activity; DNA-(apurinic or apyrimidinic site) endonuclease activity
Source: RefSeq, a predicted model, not a curated record